Messenger RNA from Somion occarium, 971 nucleotides. NCBI's taxonomy places the organism in Eukaryota, Fungi, Basidiomycota, Agaricomycetes, Polyporales, Cerrenaceae. The record is from the annotation of a GenBank genome assembly.
UGAAUACUCAAUAACACCCUUUGAAUCCUUCACAUUGGGCGACCAUGUUCGCCCUCCCUUCAGCGCGGUCGCUGCUGGCCUCUUGUCGACCGUCAACAUAUCUUCUCGGAAAUGUCCAAGCUCGCAUUCCCCUUCUUUUGAAUCCAACAGCAGCAGCGUCUAGAGCUGCCUCCCAACUUGCACCUCGAAAUGUCAAGUUUCUCAAACGACACAAAGGUGUUUUACCUAUACCUACAGGUGGUUCCAUCAAGGGUACCACUCUUGCAUUCGGACAAUGGGGCAUCCGGAUAAAGGGAAAUGGUGCGAGGCUGUCGGCGAAGCAGCUGUCAAGCGUAGAGGAGACCAUCAAGAGGAAGAUCAAGGUCAUUAAGGGUGCAAGAGUGUGGAUGCGAGUGUUUCCCGAUAUUCCUGUGUGCAUAAAGGGAAAUGAAACGCGUAUGGGUAAAGGAAAAGGGUCCUUUGAGUUCUGGGCUACUCGUGUACCACCUGGUCGUGUUUUGUUUGAGAUUGGAGGUGUUCUUCCAAUUCGUGAGGAAUUGGCUCGUGAAGCUCUUCGAUUGGCCAGUGCAAAACUCCCAGUUCUCACUGAGUUCAUUGACCGUUCAGCUCCCCCGCGACUGGGAAACUUGUUGAUCACGCCGGAGCUAGCCAAGGAAGUAAAACUCCCUCCUGCAGUACUGCGCAAGCUCUCAUAGUCGGGAACCACACACUACAAUGUUGUUCGAUCCACCGGUAUGCAUGGACCGCCAACGGUCUCUAUAUAAGCCCUUACCUUGUGCUACGGAGGCCUUAUAUUAAGGUAUCAUAUGUUCGUCGGCUGAGAAUAAGGAUUACGGUAUUAUCCAGGCUCUAAGGACACUAGCGAUAGCAAAAUAAGUUAGAUCGACAGAGACAACCAUCCAAUUUGAAAGUCCUAUGGGUCAUGAGGCGAUAGAGAGUAUCCAGUGUAUGUAAGCUUCUAGUCAUCUGCC